AAAGAUCACAGUCGACAGUCACAAAAGACAGGGAGGCUAAUUUUAACAUUCCAAGCGUUGAUGGGAAAGAAAUCUGCAAAGCCCACAUCAGUUGCUUCUCAGCGACCGAAAUCUGAUCAGAAGGAGAGAAAGCGAUCUUCUUACAGCAGUGGAGACAUUGUUGCUGAGUUACAAAGAUGGAAUCUGAGGAUCGCACAGGUGAAAGAUGACGGGAAUUGUUUCUUCCGAGCUGCAGCUGAUCAGCUUGAGGGUGCAAGUGGAGAUCAUAUGGCGUUGAGACAGAAGGUUGUCACCUUCAUUAGAAGCCAUGUCGACGAUUUUGAGCCGUAUAUGGAGGACGGCGAGACCUUAGACCGCUAUUGCAAACGCAUGUCAGAGGACGGGACGUGGGCAGGGUAUCAGGAGCAGGUUGCGCUAGCUCGGCUAUGCAGUGUUGCAAUCCGGGUCUACCAGGCAGGACAGCCGGUCUGGACCAUCAAGCCAGAGUACCCCGACUUCCCGCAGGACUCGCCGGCAAUCCACGUGAGCUACCACGACGGCGAGCACUACAACUCUGUGCGGCGCGCGGAUGACCACACCAGCGGGCCGCCGCUGCCUAUCGCCAUCGCAGAACGGCUCCCGACGAGCGCGGAGAAGGCGGCUGCGCGCAGCUGGGGCCCGGCGCAGGAGGAGCUGGUAAUGCGGGGGACUGGCUGCUAUGAUGACCCUGCAGCCGUGCAGCAGGCCUUGGAGGCCGCGCAUGGAAACCCAGACCAGGCAAUCGAGAUCCUGAUCGAGCAAUUGGCUUCAGCGGCAGUUCCAAGCUCGGAGGGCCAAGGGCGUAGAAUCGAGCAAGCAGGGCCGCAGAAUGCAAAGGAGAAGAAGUCCAAGCUGCAGGUUGCUGUGGGAAAGAAGCCUGCCAGGAACCGAGAGUGUCCGUGCGGCAGUAGAAAACGCUACAAGAAUUGCUGCGGACCCUCUGAUGCUGCAGCUGCACGCAGACAGGCCAAGGGGUCAGUUGAGGAGCCGAGUGUGCAGGGCAUGCCGGCCAUCUACGUGUAG
Coccomyxa subellipsoidea C-169 is the source of this 1041-nucleotide messenger RNA. RefSeq names its product cysteine proteinase. The record is from RefSeq and is a predicted model, not a curated record. The transcript has 5 exons. The coding region runs from base 61 to 1041 and encodes 326 amino acids. Gene Ontology annotation, molecular function: cysteine-type deubiquitinase activity. NCBI's taxonomy places the organism in Eukaryota, Viridiplantae, Chlorophyta, Trebouxiophyceae, Coccomyxaceae. Gene Ontology annotation, biological process: protein deubiquitination.